AUGUUCGCAAGGCCUGGCUUUCGUUUGAUAGCUGCUUCAACGCAUCUGCCCCGUUCCAUACUACCACUCGGACGCACACCUCCGAAUUCGAUUGUUCGUUGUUCACCCCACUUUCCCACUAGGCUGUUCUCUACGCAUACACCAAAGAUGGCUCAAGAGUGGAAACUCAAGGAUCUGGCCAAGCUCGACCUCAAGGAAUUGGACAAAGUCGAGGUCGAAGUGGAGGGCAUCGAAGGUGGAAAAGUCCUGCUUGUCAAAGUCGGCGAUCAGAUCUCUGCGUUGAACGCCAAUUGUACACAUUAUGGUGCGCCCUUGAAGAACGGCGUCCUCACGCCAGAAGGUCGAUUGACGUGUCCAUGGCAUGGUGCCUGCUUUAACACCAAGACCGGCGAUGUCGAAGACUCACCUGCACCUUUUGCCCUUAACAAGUUCAACGUUGUUGAAAGAGAUGGAGGAGUGUACAUCUCUGGAAAGGAAGCAGAUAUCAAGGGUGGAAAGAGACCGGUCAAUGUCAAGACAACGCCCAGCUCACAAGAAAGAGUCGUCAUGGUAGGAGGUGGCUCAGGUACAUUCGGUGCCAUCCUCAAACUCCGUCAACAUGGAUACCAAGGCCAUGUCACCGUCAUCACAGGUGAAGGACUCCCAAUUGACCGAACAAAACUGUCAAAAGCCCUCAUCACAGAUGCGUCACAAAUCUACCUGCAACCUGAACAAUUCUACAAGGAUGGUUCCAUAGAAUUCUUCUCCGACACCGUGACCAGUGUGGACUUUGACUCUCGAGAAGUAAAGACCAAGACAGGCAAGGCAUUCCCAUAUACCAAACUCAUCCUUGCCAGCGGCGGCACACCGCGAAACCUCCCACUGCCUGGGUUCAAGGAUCUCUCCAAUAUCUUCCUAUUGCGACAGAUUAGUGACACUCAAGCAAUCAUGAAUGCGGUAGGUGAUGGAAACAAGAAGAUUGUGAUUGUCGGGUCAAGCUUCAUCGGCAUGGAAGUUGCCAACGCCCUGGCCAAAAACAACUCCGUCAGCAUCGUGGGCAUGGAGUCCGCACCCAUGGAACGUGUCAUGGGAGCCGAGGUGGGGAAAAUCUUCCAGAAGAUGCUCGAGAAGAACGGUGGCAAGUUCUACCUCAACGCCAGCGUCGACUCUGCAGUUCCAGCCUCGAAGGUUGCCAACGCGGUCGGCCUGAGCUCAGUCGGGGCAGUCAAGCUGAAAGAUGGCACCGAACUCGAGGCCGACCUCGUCAUUCUCGGCAUCGGUGUCAAGCCCGCGACAGAAUACCUCGAGAACAACGCCAAGGUCAAGUUGGAGAAGGACGGCAGUGUCGCCGUGGACAAGAACUUUGCGGUCAACGGACUCAGCGAUGUCUAUGCUAUUGGCGACAUCGCCACGUACCCUUACAAUGGGCCCGCCGGGAACGACACUCCUGUGCGCAUCGAACAUUGGAACGUCGCGCAGAACAUGGGUCGGACCGUCGGGCAGCUGAUCGCCCAGCCAGGAAGUAAGCCGAAACCAUUCAUCCCGAUCUUCUGGUCCGCCUUGGGUAGCCAGUUGAGGUACUGUGGCUCGACGCCGAACGGCUGGGAUGACGUGGUGAUCAAAGGCGAGCCCGACAAUGGCAAGUUUGCGGCCUAUUACUGCAAGGGCGACACGGUCGUCGCGGUGGCCAGUAUGAUGAUGGAUCCGAUAAUGGUCAAAUGUGCCGAGUUGAUGAGACACAACAAGAUGCCUUCGAAGAAGGAGAUUCAAGGAGGAGAGGAUGUGUUACAAGCUAGUCUAUGA
Messenger RNA from Exophiala oligosperma, 1782 nucleotides. RefSeq lists its product as uncharacterized. Bases 1 to 1782 code for a protein of 593 amino acids. Lineage: Eukaryota; Fungi; Ascomycota; Eurotiomycetes; Chaetothyriales; Herpotrichiellaceae. The record is from RefSeq and is a predicted model, not a curated record. The transcript is spliced from 3 exons. Gene Ontology annotation, molecular function: flavin adenine dinucleotide binding; 2 iron, 2 sulfur cluster binding; oxidoreductase activity, acting on NAD(P)H. Gene Ontology annotation, cellular component: cytoplasm.